This is a messenger RNA of Conger conger (European conger), 7869 nucleotides long. RefSeq names its product ADAM metallopeptidase with thrombospondin type 1 motif, 9 (gene adamts9). Gene Ontology annotation, biological process: extracellular matrix organization; proteolysis. The record is from RefSeq and is a predicted model, not a curated record. Gene Ontology annotation, cellular component: extracellular matrix. The transcript has 41 exons. Lineage: Eukaryota; Metazoa; Chordata; Actinopteri; Anguilliformes; Congridae. Bases 204 to 6002 code for a protein of 1932 amino acids. Gene Ontology annotation, molecular function: metalloendopeptidase activity; zinc ion binding.
UCACCAGGGAUUCCGCGAGCGAUUCCAGAUUAUGCGCAAAACACCGGUACAGAAUCCACCUCUGAAAAGUCGAAGAUAAUCAAAUUUGAUGUGGCAGACGCGCGCACUGUGAAGGUUGGAAUACAGCACUGAGUCCGACUGACCAAAGCAGGGGCAGAAGGAAUACAGUAACAAGAGCUGCUUUCUAACUAAAGCCGACAACCAUGCAUCUUCUGUUUUGGGGACUUUGGUUUCUAGUAUUACUAUUCGACUUCUUGAAUGUAGUAGCAAUAACAGGAGGAUCGCAGUUAAAUUCAAGAAAAGAAAAACUACUUGAGCAGUUUGGUGCAUUUGAGAUUGUAACUCCGACGCGAGUGACUGAAGCCGGUGACAAAUUCCCUACAAGCGUGCACUUCAAAAGGAAAAAAAGGAGUGUUGUUGAUACAGCGAACAACGGUUCAGAUCAGUGGACCUCUUCGCACAUUCAUUAUAGAAUAUCAGCUUUUGGGCAGGACUUCCACCUCAACCUUACACAUGAAUCCGGAUUUAUUGCGCCUCUUUACACAGUUACUAUACUCGGAGUACCCAGCAGAGAUAACCUAACGGAUUCUUUACCCGAGGGGGACGUGGAGGAGGACACAGAGUUUCAGCAUUGUUUUUACAAAGGACAUGUCAAUGCAAAAACGGAACACACCGCCGUUAUCAGCCUGUGUUCCGGAAUGCUUGGCACUUUUAGGUCUCCAGAAGGUGAAUACUUUGUGGAGCCCCUUCACACCUAUAAUGGCAAAACUUAUGAAGAAGAACGGCACAAACCUCAUGUUGUAUACAGAAAAGACGCUCCCCAGAAGGACAGCACUGAGGAUGGGAAUGCAUGUGUCACUUCAGGACACAAGCCCAGGCAGAGGAGACACAGAGAUCGGGCGAAGAGGAGGGGUGCUCCCGGCGGUAUGCUAGCCGAUCUGGAAAGUUUAAGCGCAAGCUUCUCCUCGCAUCCUUUCUCCGGGACAGAAAAUAAGCAGAGGGCUAAUGACAGCAGCGAUUCAGGACCGCACAGAAGAUCAAAGCGUUUCCUGUCCUAUCCACGCUUCGUGGAAGUCAUGGUGGUGGCAGACAGCAAAAUGGUGGAACAUCACGGGAGCAACCUCCAGCACUACAUACUCACGCUCAUGUCCAUUGUUUCUUCCAUCUAUAAAGAUCCAAGCAUUGGGAAUUUAAUCAAUAUCGUCAUCGUGAAAUUGGUUAUUAUAAAUAGUGAACAGGAGGGUCCCGUUAUUUCAUUUAAUGCACAGACCACUUUAAAAAACUUCUGCAUAUGGCAGCAAACUCAAAACCACCCCGACGAAAGCCACCAUUCGCAUCACGACACGGCCAUCCUCAUCACCAGACAGGAUAUCUGUCGGGCCCGAGAUAAGUGUGACACUUUAGGUCUGGCAGAGUUGGGCACUGUGUGUGAUCCUUACAGGAGCUGCAGUAUCAGUGAAGACAACGGUCUUAGCACUGCUUUCACCAUUGCUCAUGAGCUGGGCCAUGUGUUUAACAUGCCUCACGACGACAGUAACAAAUGCAAGGAGGACGGUGUGAAAAACCAGCAGCACGUGAUGGCACCGACCUUAAACUACUACACCAACCCCUGGAUGUGGUCCAAAUGCAGCAGGAAAUACAUCACAGAGUUCCUCGACACAGGGUAUGGUGAAUGCUUGCUCGAUGAGCCCGUAUCCAGUUCCUACAGUCUUCCCCAGCAGCUCCCUGGACGCAUAUACAACGUUAAUAAACAGUGUGAACUGAUAUUUGGGCCCGGAACGCAGGUGUGCCCAUAUAUGAUGCAGUGUCGAAGGCUGUGGUGCACCAGUCCAGAAGGGGCCCAGAAGGGCUGCCGGACUCAGCACAUGCCCUGGGCGGACGGAACCGAGUGCUCCCAGGGAAAGCACUGCAAGCAUGGCCUGUGUAUCACCAGGGAACAUGAUCCCACCCCCAUUGAGGGGGCGUGGGGGGUGUGGAGCCCAUUCGGAACCUGCUCACGGACUUGUGGCGGGGGCAUCAAGAUGGCUGUGCGAGAAUGCAACCGGCCCGUGCCCAGAAAUGGCGGAAAGUACUGCGUGGGCCGCAGGAUGAAGUUCCGCUCCUGCAACUCUGAGCCCUGCUCCAGACAGAAGAAGGACUUCAGGGAGGAGCAGUGUGGUGCCUUCGAUGGCCGGCACUUCAACAUCAAUGGUCUACCUCCAAACGUGCGCUGGGUCCCCAAGUACAGCGGAAUUCUGAUGAAGGACCGGUGCAAGCUGUUCUGCAGGGUGGCCGGGAGCACGGCCUACUACCAGCUCAGGGACAGAGUGACGGACGGGACCCCCUGCGGACCAGACACCAACGACAUCUGUGUCCAGGGCCUCUGCAGGCAAGCAGGAUGUGACCAUGUGCUGAACUCCAAAGCACGGAGAGACAAGUGCGGAGUGUGCGGGGGUGACAACUCCUCGUGCAAGACUGUAGCAGGCACAUUCAACAUUGUUCACUAUGGAUAUAACGUUGUCGUGCGUAUUCCCAGUGGUGCUACAAAUAUUGACGUGCGACAGCAUAGCUACUCAGGGAAGCCAGAGGACGAUAACUACCUCGCCAUUUCCAACAGCCGGGGGGAGUACCUGCUCAAUGGGGAGUUUGUGGUCAGCAUGUUUAAAAGGGAAAUUAAGGUCGGAGAAGCUAUAUUAGAAUACAGCGGCUCUGACCACGUCAUUGAGAGAAUUAACUGCACUGACAGAAUAGACGAGGAGAUCGUCAUCCAGGUGCUUUCCGUGGGUAACCUGUAUAACCCAGAUGUCAGGUUCAGCUACAACAUUCCUAUUGAGGACAAGCCGCAGCAGUUCUUAUGGGAUGCCUAUGGCCAAUGGCAGGAGUGCAGUAGGCUAUGCCAAGGGGAGCGUAAGAGGAAGAUUCUGUGCAGCCGUGAGUCGGACCGCGUGGUGGUGUCUGACCAGAGGUGCCACAGCUCUCCCCGUCCGCCCGUCAUCACUGAGCCCUGCAACAUGGACUGUGAAAUCAGGUGGCAUGUAGCGCGGAAGAGUGAGUGCUCUGCGCAGUGUGGACCGGGCUAUAGGAGCCUGGAGAUUCAAUGUGCCAAGCACAGCCAGGUCGAUGGAAAGGCCCAGAAGGUGGAUGACCGCUACUGUAGCAACCAGCAUAAGCCUGACGAUCAGGAGCCCUGCAACGGAGACUGUAACCCGGGGGGGUGGGAGUACACGUCGUGGUCAAAGUGCUCGAAGAGCUGUGGAGGCGGCCUGCAGCGUCGGGGGGCGGUGUGCGGCAAGUCGGGAGAGUCAGGACACGACGACAGCCAGUGCAACCAGCGGGAAAAACUCGUCGUCCAGCCCUGCAACGACUUCCAGUGCCCGCAGUGGAAGAGCGGGGAUUGGUCCGAUUGCCUGGUGACUUGUGGCAAAGGGCACAAGCAUCGGCAGACGUGGUGUCAGUUCGGGGAGGAACGUCUGGACGACAGGUUCUGCGAGUUGCCCAAGCCGGAGUCCGUCCUGGCCUGUCAGCAGCAGGAGUGUGCCUCGUGGCAGGUUGGACCUUGGGGACAGUGCACGACCACUUGCGGCCCAGGCUAUCAGAUGAGGGCGGUGAAAUGUGUGGUUGGAUCGUACGGGACAGUCAUGGAGGACACGGACUGUAACGCAGCUACCAGACCCACCGACACCCAGGAUUGUGAAUCCGCACAGUGUGCCAUCGCUCAGCCCGUCAGCCCCGACACAAAGGCACACAUUUACCCUGGUCACGUGACCCAGUGGCGCUUCGGAUCCUGGACGCAGUGCAGUGCAACGUGCGGCAAAGGGACGAGGAUGCGCUACGUGAGCUGCCGGGACAGCCAGGGCGGCGUGGCCGAGGAGUCGGCCUGUGCCCACCUCCCCAAACCGCCAGCGCGGGAGGUGUGCAUGGUGGUGUCCUGCGGGCAGUGGAAGGUUCUGGAAUGGACACUGUGCUCGGUGUCCUGUGGCCUGGGCAAAGCCACGCGACAGGUGGUGUGUGUGAACUUCAACGAGCAGGUGGUGGACGUGAGUGAGUGUGACCCAGACGACCGCCCAGCGAGCGAGCAGGAGUGUGCCAUGUCCCAGUGCCCCACACGCUCCAGUGACCAUGGCAACUUCCCCACCAAUGGGGACCCGCGAAAGAGGCCUCCGCCCCACGGGUCCUCCGCGCGGAGCGGCCGAACUCAGGCGCAUCAGUGGAGGACCGGGCCCUGGGGAGCGUGCUCGAGCACGUGCGCGGGAGGCUUCCAGAGGCGCGUCGUCGUCUGUCAGGACGAGAACGGCUACACCGCCAACAACUGCGACGAGAGGUCGCGACCCCUGGAACAGCGCUCCUGCGAAUCCGGGGCCUGCCCGCAGUGGGUCUACGGGAACUGGGGAGAGUGCACCAAGCCCUGCGGAGGGGGGGUGAAGACGCGUCUGGUGGCGUGUCAGCGGCCCAACGGGGAGCGCUUUAACGAUCUGAGCUGCGAAAUUCUCGACAAACCUCCCGACAGAGAGCAGUGCAAUACUCAGUCUUGUCCAUCCAGCCCCCACUGGAGCGCGGACCCCUGGAGCUCGUGUUCCGUCUCCUGUGGGAAGGGACAUAAGUACCGUAACGUGACGUGUGUGACCCGGUCCGGAGCGUCCGUGGAGGAGGAGAGCUGCCAGCACCUGUCCCGCCCCAGCAAGCAGAGGCGCUGCCGCAGGGGGCGCUGCCCUCAGUGGAAGACAGGACACUGGGGAGAGUGCUCCUCAUCGUGUGGAAGAGGGCGGCAGCAUCGGGAGGUUUUCUGUCUGGUUGGAAACCGGCGCAGCCCUGGAGAGUCAGAGUGCCCGAGGUCCGCCCGUCCGGCAUCCAGCCAGCUGUGCCAGGCCGCAGAAUGCCCGGCGCGUUACAGGUGGAGGGAGAGUGAAUGGCAUGAGUGCAGUAAAAGCUGUGGAUCAGGCCUGAGGCGCAGAGCGGUUGUGUGUGUGGACCUGGGGGAGGAGGAGGUUCAUCAGAUGUACUGUAUGACCCAGAAAAAGCCAGCUGACUCAGAGAGCUGUAACCCACAGCCCUGUGAGUUUGUGUGGAUCACUGGGGAAUGGUCAGAGUGCCCAGUCAGCUGUGGACAGGGCUACCAGAGGAGGCUAGUGUCCUGCAGUGAGGUGCAUUCUGGGAAGGAUCAUUAUGAGUAUGGGUACCAGUCCUCCCCCAGUUGCCCUGGGACCCCUCCGGAGAGCGCCAAGGUGUGCAGCCUGCCCCCCUGUGCUGCUCCACAGACCUGGAGAGUGGGAAUCUGGGGACCGUGUUCGGUCACCUGUGGGGAGGGCGUGAUGGAGCGGUCGGUGCGGUGUGUUUCCUCCGGAAGUAGGGACGGCGAGCAGUGCCCGUCCCACACCAGGCCAGAGCAGCGCAAGGCCUGCAGCAGCCCUGCCUGCCAUUUGCCCACCAGCUGCAGGGACAUCCAGAGCCAGAAAGGCGUUUUGUCAGACGGAGAGCAGUUACUCAUUGUACAAGGAAAGCCACUUAAGAUCUACUGCGGAGGAAUGCGGUCACACCGUCCGCGGGAGUACGUCACGCUGAGGGCGGGCGACGCCGACAAUUUCUCCGAAGUCUUCGGCUUCAGGCUGAACAACCCCACCGAGUGCCCCUACAACGGCAGCCGGCGGGAGGACUGCCCCUGCAGGAGGGACUACACCGCCGCCGGACUGUCCACCUUCAGCAGGGUGCGGGUGGACCUCCUCAAGAUGCACAUCAUCACGACCGACUGGGAGUUUGCUUAUACCCGCGAGGGCCAGAGGGUCCCCUUCGCCACCGCGGGAGACUGCUACAGCGCCGCCAGGUGUCCGCAGGGUCGUUUCAGUAUCAACCUUUCUGGGACGGGUUUCCAGGUUGCUGAAGACACAAAAUGGGUUUCCCAAGGAAACUAUGCUGUUGCUGAUAUUCAUAAAUCAGAGGAUGGCAGCAGAGUGACAGGAAUGUGUGGAGGCUACUGUGGGAAAUGCACUCCAUCAUCUGGCUCCGGACUUAGAAUAAAAGUCAAGUAAUUUUACAGACAAAUUCAGAUAUCUUCAGGUGCUCUCCAUGUCCUGUGUUGCUUUCACUGGUGCUACGAAAUGAAGACUCCAUUUUGAAAUGGCCUAUGUUCCCCACAAUAUGUAAAUAUGUAAAUUAGCAGGUGUAAGUACUGUAUAUAACAUUUUGUACUGAAUAAUUUAUUAUACUCACAUUUAUUUUUGUAUUGUACAUUUAUUUAAGGGUUGUGCUUUAAACUGAAUACUGCAAACAAUACCGGUGUGGAACCAUUUGGCUUCCAGGGAACACCACGGGCCACACAUAGACUUUUUUGAAUGCUUAAUACUCCAAUCGCAUAAAACAGUGUUAAUGAAGGGAGAUAUCAGUGCUAUAUUGCCUGUUGGUUUUGUGUCAUAUUUUGUCCUGUACUGCGUUCUGUACGGAGGAUAGAGAAGCAGCGCUGUGUUCCUCCCAUGAUGCACUGCGUGGGGACUCUCCGGAGCAGAUGGCGUAGCGGGGAGAGCGGUACUGAAGGUGUACUGAACCGCAGCUCGCCCAUCAGUCAGGGUCAGCAGGGGCAGGACCGCAGGAGGCCGCAGCUGUUUGUGGGCCGGUUUAACCUGCCGAGGCGGCACCCUGAGGUGUGCCAGGGCCCCUUACCGCACCGCCACUUUCCGGUCACCGGUCACGGCGUCAUGAGGGAGAGCGAGGGAUGAGGGAAGGGAGGGGCGGAGGGGGAAGCGGAGAGAACAGGAGACGUGCAGCUCACUGUACGAGACGGCAGGCAGCGCACGCUGCCUCUGUAGACCGAGGCUCCUCCCGUGACUCGUCUGUUUGUGAAGAGCGGGAACACUUUGCCUGGCUGAUUUUUGAGUGCAGCACUCAUGCUUGUCUUGAAGGUUAAUGGCACUUCUGUCUGCUUCUUGCUCCUCUCCUUCCAUUGUAUUGCUAGGAUAUCUGGAGUGUUCACAACAAGGGUGGAGGGAUAGUGGGUGUGGAGGGUGUGCUUAUUUUAUUUCUGUAGGCCUUUUGUUAGCUGAUACUGCAGGCAGGGAGCAGAGCAAGAAAUUACCACUGUAGCCAUUUUGGACACAUUUCAGUGUUACCUGAUGUAGGAUUUCUUUUUCAUAGAAUGGUGUAUUCACCAAGUGUGCCCCUGAGAUGGAGAUAUGUAAUAUAUCAGAAUCACAGUCAGGGCAAAGGAGAUGGGCUCUUUCCAAUUGCUUUGGUUCACCUCCCUGCAUCCUUACCUUGUGUGCAGUCCUAGCUCCUGAGCUCCAUCAAAUUGAGGACACAGGGACAGGAUGACACAUGGAAAGGUAAAUCGAGGAAACGUGUAUUGGGAAAAUGGAACUUCCCUGCUUUUUCAAGUGUCAGUUUGAAGCCGUGUCAGUUACUUUGAUGGAUUUCUGGGUCAUUUAAGGAGACAGGGAGGGGUAUUAUAAGCAAUUGAAAUGAGCCUGAUAAGAGCUCAGUUUUGAGAUAAGUUGCUUCAGAUAAGACACAGGCCUCUGACCUAUGUUUUUACUGAUAUGGAAAUACAUAAUGCAGACAUUGGUAUGUGUCUGCAUUACGUGUUUGUUAUUUAGAGUAGCUUUGCUGAGGCCUGACAAUACACCUGAGCUCAAAAGUGAGAUAAAGUUUGCACAAACUGAGCGAUCAAAAUCUACAGGUAUUUCACCCUCUCAAUCAGUGUGCAGCAGAUAGUGAGUUUCAACCUGUGCGUCUUCCUGCAGUCUCUGUCUGUACGCGUGGGUCAGGUGUGAGAAUAUUUGUGCUCUCAGAAGAACAGGAAGCUUGUCCACCUUUCAUUCUGGCCUAGAGUUUGUUGUUAAGGUUGUUUUGUUCAGAAGAAGUCGGUUCAGGUGAAAAGUAAGCCCCUGCAUCCUUGGAAAUCUU